Messenger RNA from Filobasidium floriforme, 1996 nucleotides. Its product is annotated as WD40-repeat-containing domain protein. The record is from RefSeq and is a predicted model, not a curated record. Lineage: Eukaryota; Fungi; Basidiomycota; Tremellomycetes; Filobasidiales; Filobasidiaceae. The transcript is spliced from 7 exons. Gene Ontology annotation, molecular function: protein binding. Bases 41 to 1909 code for a protein of 622 amino acids. Gene Ontology annotation, cellular component: mRNA cleavage and polyadenylation specificity factor complex.
CACGAUACAGCUGGCAAAACCUCCUACCACUCUCGUUCUGAUGUCUGAACCUGAUCCAAAAUCCACCAUCCAGGCUCCCGCGUCGAAACGCCGUCAACCAUGGCGACCCACGAAACACCUCCUUCCGAGCCAACCACCUCGGGACGAGCAGAUCAAGGAGGAGAUCUACAACAACUCGGUCGCUGCCGCAGAACAAUGGGGAGGAGCUUUGGAUUUCGCUGGGAGGGCACCUAAACGGUUGAAACCGAGACGGACGGUGGACUAUUCGGCGGGAGCGGCGAGGUGGCAGACGCUACGCAAACUUAGAUCCGGACUACCGCAACCACCCGUAGUCUACCCAGGAGCCUCCAACAUGUGCAAGCUCCUCCCACCAGGAGCCUAUAUGUCAAAUCCGGUCGCUUCGAUAUGCGAGGUGUUCGUACACGGGUCGACCAACAAGGAACGGAGUCCGAUCAGCGUCGCCAAGUGGGCACCUGACGGCCGCUGGUGUCUGACAGGCAAUCAGAUGGGUCAAUUCACCAUCUGGAACGGUGCCACCUUCAACUUUGAAUCCCUCAAACAGGCUCACGAUCACCCCAUCCGUUCGCUCGCCUACUCUCAUUCCGGUCUCUUCUUCCUGUCCGGCGACCAAGGGGGGAUACUCAAAUAUUACACGCCGACCAUCAACAACCUGGAAUCGUUGACCGCGCAUAGAGAGGCGGUCAGGUCGAUCUCGUUUAGCCCGAACGACGAAAAGUUUGUCACCGGCGGAGACGAUGGAGGGGUCAAGAUCUGGAACUUUGGGAGUCGGCAGGAAGAAAAGGUCUUGAGCGGCCACGGAUGGGAUGUGAGGUGUGUGGAUUGGCACCCGAGCAAAGGGCUCGUGGCGAGUGGGAGCAAGGACAUGUUGGUCAAGUUUUGGGAUCCGAGGUCGGGCAAGGAUCUGAGCACGUUACGAACGCACAAGGCAGUAAUCAACGCUCUCGAAUGGAGUAGGAACGGACACUUGGUCGCUACAGCUGGUGGAGAUGGGCUCGUCAGGUUGUUUGACAUCCGGACGUUCAAAGAGUUGGAACCGCUCAAGGGACAUCCAAAGGAGGUGACUUCCGUCACGUGGCAUCCGGUACAUAGCAACAUCCUCUCUUCAGGCGGGAUGGAUGGCUCCAUCUCACACUGGUGUAUCGACCAAGCGGACCCAACAACCCCGGUCGUCACGCUCGAAGCGGCCCACGAUUCCACCGUCUGGGCGCUCGACUACCAUCCUCUCGGCUACGUGCUAGCUUCGGCGAGCAAGGACUAUUCGACGCGGUUCUGGUGCAGGGCAAGAGCGACGGGAGGGCAGGAGACGGAUAGGUGGCACAUCGGGGAUGCGGCGAGCGAGGCGGCUGGGAAACCAAAGUGGUCGCAGAGGGUCGAGGAGGACGAUCAGGAUGAGGCGAUGCCUCUACCUGGAUUGGGCGCACCGGCAGCAGCCGCAGUAUCAACGACAAGACCGAUUCCCAACGCCCAGAAUACGACGAGACCGGGCGAUUUCGCACUUCCAGGAUUGUCUGCUGCUAUGCCUGCACCGACAUUACCACCACCAUCAUCGAUGCAGAUGCAGAUACCUCCUCUUCCGGGGAUGCCUCAGCCUACCAUGAUGCAGCCACAACCACAACAGAUGGCACCGUCAGCUUUGCCGGGGAUGAACCCGAUGCCUAAUAUGUCAUAUGGGAUGCCACCUCCAAUUCAGUCAUAUGGACCCGGAGCUGGAGCGAUGCCAAGGCAGAACAACCACAACGGUCCGCCUCCUGGUUUCUUGCCUCCACCUCAAGGUCAGGAAACCGUCGCUGGGCGAAGAGGAGGCCCGUUACCGAGUCAGGAACAGAUGUUGCAGCAGAUCGGGUACGAACCGCCCCAGUGGGGUGGGAACCGGGGUCGGCGGCGAUAGCGGGUAAUCGCCCGCCGUUAUCGUAUUCUAGUACACUGGUGUAUGGAUAUAAUACAGAUGAACACGAUACCACCAUCAAGCGCUGUC